This is a messenger RNA of Menidia menidia (Atlantic silverside), 4211 nucleotides long. The record is from the annotation of a GenBank genome assembly. NCBI's taxonomy places the organism in Eukaryota, Metazoa, Chordata, Actinopteri, Atheriniformes, Atherinopsidae.
UCACCGAGCCGCUCCUCAUUCCUGUGCAGGUGCGCGUGAUGAACUGUGAACCUGCUCCUCUAACAGGAAGCGGCUCAUUCUGGUGUCUCGGCCCUUUAAGCAGCUCUCCGGGCCGGGGGCAGGGGACUUCUGGCCGUUAUCAAACGCGAAUCAGGGUUUUAUGGCAUGGGGACGGUGAGGAGGAGAGGCGCGCGCGUCCAGCUUUACGCACAAUGACCGGCGCACACUGACCGGUGCUCAGCCAUGGAGGUCCGAAAGGCGUUCUCCGCCUGCUGGGAGAGCUGCUGCUCGGCUCUGAAGAAGUCCGAGAGGUCCGGAGGAGACACCAAGCGCGAUGGGAAGGACGGGACGGUCAUCGAGAACCGGUUCGCCGGAGACCAGUCCGCGCCGGUCCCGGUGGCGCACAGAACGGUACCGGUACCGGUACCGGCGCCCCGCGGGGAGCUCUACAUCGCCCUGUACGCCUACGCCGCCCGCACCGCGGACGACCUGAGCUUCAGCGCCGGGGACACCCUGGAGGCGCUGGACAAGAGCCCCGGGGACUGGUGGGUGGCCAAAGCCCUGACCGGGGUGUCCGCCUCCAAAACCGGCUACAUCCCCGCCAACUACGUGGCGCUGCUGGAGAGCAUCGACGCGGAGCCAUGGUAUUUCCCGGACACCAAGAGGCUGGACGCGGAGAAGAUGCUGCUGGCCGAAGGGAACCAGCAGGGGGCUUUCCUGGUCAGGAACUGCGAGAGUCAGAGGGGGGAGCUCUCUCUUUCAGUGCUGGACAAUGGGAAAGUGAAGCAUUACAAGCUAAAAAAGAAUGAGUAUGGGCAAUACUUUGUGUCAAAGUCUAAAUUCUUCCCAACUCUGAAAGAGUUGGUGGAGUACUACUCCAGACAGGCCGAUGGCCUCUGUGUGCGUCUGGGUCAGCCAUGUAAAAAGAUGGAAGUCCCCCAGACCUACGGCCUGUCCUACAACACCGUGGACCAGUGGGAAAUCGACCGCAGAACCAUAAAACUACUGAAGAAGUUGGGGGCGGGACAGUUUGGUGAGGUGUUCGAGGGCCUGUGGAAUGACACAACGUCGGUCGCAGUGAAGACCCUCAAACCUGGAACAAUGGACCCCCAAGACUUCCUGAGGGAGGCCCAGAUCAUGAAGAAGCUGCGGCACCCUAAGCUGAUCCAGCUCUACGCCGUCUGCACCCUGGAGGAGCCCAUCUACAUCAUCACGGAGCUGAUGAAGAACGGAAGCCUGCUGGAAUACCUGCAGAAAAAUGACAAUGUUUAUGAGGCCAAAGAAGGAACUAAAUUCCCUGUGAAGUGGACUGCUCCAGAGGCCAUCCACAACAACAAGUUCACCAUCAAAUCUGACGUGUGGUCCUUUGGAAUUCUGCUGUACGAAAUCCUGACCUUCGGCCAGAUGCCCUACCCAACCAUGACAAACUUCCAGGUGGUGCAGCAGCUUCCACUGGGCUACCGCAUGCCGUGCCCCCCCAACUGUUCCAGUGUCCUGUACGGCCUCAUGACGGAUUGCUGGAAGGAGGAUGAGCAGGACCGGCCCACAUUUGAGACCUUGCAGUGGAAACUGGAGGAUUACUUUGAGCAGGAUGUGAGCUCCUAUGAUGAUGCUGCCCGGUAUUAGAACGGCGGUUCUGAUACCGGGACCUUCUGUGAAUAGAAAACAAUGCUAAAAACUCAAUCAGAAUUCACACUAACACCUGGAUUAGUCACUAAUUCAAAUGUAGCUCAGAGGUUCCACUUACUGAGGUCCAGUGAAGUAUCUAAAAUGUUGGCUGUAGCUUGUCCAAUAGGAAUGCUUGCCUGCAACACUCCUGUCGUUAGACAGCCAUGCUCGUUUUGGCCGAAUACGAAAAGCAGAGUCAGCUAAGGCUCGUUUGACUGGACCUUUGUCAGUCCGUCUCGAGACACUCUGUGUUUGAUUCCCACUUUAUUUCCACCGGCUAUCUGCUGAAGUACGGCCAGACGGGACCAGAGAAGAGCCCGGCCGGCUCAAAGCGCAAUGAUCAUGAUUCCCCAAGACUGGUCAAGGUUUUUUUAUCCCCCCACCCCUCCACGGUCGGUCACACAAACUAGCGGACACAUUCUGAUUGUAGCAGGCCGCCUAUGGGGAGACGUACAUUCACCAGAACAAUCUGUGCUAGCAGGUGAACACAGUCCAGAGAGAAUCAUCCAUGUUAGCAAACGGCUAAACGUGAAAUGUAAUGAGAUUUCUGUCCCACAUGUUCACACGGGUGAGAGGGGUCAGCACAGUUUGGUAGUGGGGGCUUAACCUCGGACACAAGGCACAAUAGAUUAGUUAAUAAAACACAUGCCAGAUCUCCUUUAAAUGGGAUAUUUAGCUCUGGUUAAAGCAGUUUGGGGAAUGUAAAGACCGUUUGCGUGCACAGGUUGGUUCUGCUAGCCCCUCACUGUGGUCAGCACUGAGGUGGACGUCCACUCACACCUCUGACUCGUGCUUUUUUUUGGUCAUCCCACUGCUCAAUAGUGGCCCAGUGACUGAAUUAUGUUGACCAUUUUAUGUGAAAUCUGGAGGGCUGCUCUCAGAUCUGUGGCGGGGAUUGUUUGACCACGUUAGCUCCAGUCCAACCAAUCAGCUGCCUGACACCAUUACUGCCUGAACCUGAUUGGUUUUUAAUCUCCUCCAGUUUUUUAACGUCACGAGCAUAUUCUUGUUAAUUGUACGAUAUAACCAUAUAAGUGUUUUAUAGAAUCUAAUAUUUGUGCUUAACGUGAUUAAAUGAAUUCUACGCUGUACGAUGUGGUUUUGGUUAGUUUUUGAUUGAGAGCUGGGUUUUGAUUUGAAACCUCUUAGUCACAGUGAAAAAGCUCUGGCACUAUAAAGCGCUGAGUCUUUUUUGCUGUGUACCAGGGUUUACACUCAGACUUAUUUUAGCAAGGACGGAAUACAUAAUUGAGUUUAUGGAGACUAAAUGCAAGCUUUCCCCCUCAUCCUCAGUCUCUGCAUGUUUGCACUUUGUGUUUGUUGCGAUUCAUUGCCAGCUCCUAUUCUGUCUGUGUUUACACCUGUAGCUUGUUUGCCUUUACAGGAAAAGAUGGCCUUGUAUCCAUUUUUUUUGUUCCUUUUUUUUUUAAAAGCAAAAAUUGUAAAGCUUUGUCAGUUGCUUUUGACUUCAAAUGAUUUGAUUCCAGAAGGAUUUGCUGUACAGCUCCCUUUCUGCUACUCUCCAUCUGCAUUUACCAUUUGUUUUAGUGAAAAUAUAAGUUGUUGUAUAAAAUAUAAGUUCGUCUCAAUCUCAUUUGGUCUCGCUGUAACUUUCCAACUCGGCCACACGGUGGUGCCACUACUCCUGCCUCCUGGCUGCCAUCUUCUAUUCUGAAAACCCUGGAGGUCCUCUUUUCGGUCGGGACCUUACGGAUCAACUGGUUGUGUCGUAAGCUGUUUUUUGUGUUGUGUCAUUCAUGCUUCAUGUCCAUGCUUCUAUCUCUCUCAACAGGAGAGCGGCACGGAGUGGCAUGUUCAAUGCAAAGCAGAUGCAUCUUUGUUUUAAGUCCAACAAAGCUGCCCAGUGGAGGUGGAAGGUGGAUAAAGUCAACUUUAGCUUGUGGAACUAAAACUAAAACGUAUGCAGUUGUUCUGUAAGAUGUGGCGAACGUGUAAGACGGAAAUGGAGGAAGAAAUAACAUCUAAGUACCAAACUAAUGAGCUUCCAAAUGCACAAUAGUAAAUGAGUCACUUCUCAGUCCUUCAGCUUAUUAUAAGCUGCUGUGUGACUCAUGGAACCAGAGAUCUUUUGUCCCAGCCUGCAGCCAUUCAGCGUAGGCCAGACCAAAAUGGCUACAUUUCUGUAAAUUAACAGCAGCCAAACCGAGGCGAGCCUAAAUUUAGAGAAACUACAUAACUGCAUUUAUUCUAUGUAGAUGGGGCACUGUAGUCUAAAAUGUGGAUAUAGUCUAAAUGUGGAGCUGGGAGAUCUGGGAAUUGCUCAAAAGAACAACUCUGUGCAAGCAAGUGUGGUUAUUAGAGGAACUUUGAGGUGGAGCUGACAUGGUGGGCCACAGGAAAGAACUGUGGAAAGCUGGCAGGAUAAAGGAGGAGAAAGGGAGGGAAAUUGAUCACCGGCAAAACUCGGCGAGAGACUUCACAUGGGAUGUAAAAUGCAUAAAAACCAAAUGUAGUGAUGGGUAAAGAAAAGAAAUCCCACAGUGGGUGAGUGGAAAGCUCCUGAACAUGGUUUGGUAGCUCAC